This is a messenger RNA of Culicoides brevitarsis, 1393 nucleotides long. It is a transcript of the gene cbc, whose product is annotated as protein CLP1 homolog. Gene Ontology annotation, cellular component: nucleus; mRNA cleavage factor complex. Gene Ontology annotation, molecular function: polynucleotide 5'-hydroxyl-kinase activity. Gene Ontology annotation, biological process: tRNA splicing, via endonucleolytic cleavage and ligation. The record is from RefSeq and is a predicted model, not a curated record. The transcript is spliced from 2 exons. The coding region runs from base 69 to 1334 and encodes 421 amino acids. NCBI's taxonomy places the organism in Eukaryota, Metazoa, Arthropoda, Insecta, Diptera, Ceratopogonidae.
AAAUUCAAAACAAAAACCGGCUCUUAAUUUUUUUUUUUUCAUAAAAUUAAGCAAAAACCUCAAAAACAAUGUCAGAAGAAGAUCAAAAAGAGUACACGUUGGAAGUUGACAAUGAACUCCGUUUCGAGAUAGAGACAAAAAACAAAUCUUGCACUGUAACCCUCGCUUCGGGGAUGGCAGAAUUAUUCGGAACUGAAAUGGUCAAAGGAAAAUCUUACGAAUUCACGGAUGGAGCGAAAGUUGCCAUUUUCAGCUAUCACGGAUGCAAACUUCAGCUCAAAGGGUACACGGAUGUGUGUUAUAUUGCCAAAGAAACGCCCAUGAUUCAAUACUUGAAUUGUCACGCCGCUUUGGAGCAACUUCGAGUCAAAGCUGAGGAAAAGAACAAACGAGGGCCUGUCGUGUUAAUUUGCGGUCCAACAGACGUUGGAAAGUCAACUUUGUGCAGAAUUUUUCUCAAUUACGCCGUUCGCAAUGGACGACGACCACUUUUUGUCGAUUUGGAUGUCGGGCAAGGAAGUAUCGCCAUUCCCGGGACAAUUGGAGCUCUUUUAAUCGAACGUCCUGCGGCAAUAGAAGAAAAUUUUUCGCAACAAGCACCUGUUGUUUAUCAUUUUGGACAUAAAUCGCCGGGAGAUAAUCAAGCGUUGUACGAAAUUUUGGUAAAAAGAUUGGCGGAAGUCACUCAGCUGCGUUUGGAAAGCGAUAAAAAGGCAAAUUAUUCGGGAAUGAUCAUCAAUACUUGCGGAUGGGUCAAAGGCGGAGGAUAUAAAGCCUUGUUACAUGCGGCAAAUGCCUUCGAAUGUGAUGCCGUUUUCGUUUUAGAUCAAGAAAGGCUCUAUAAUGAGCUACUUCGGGACUUGGGAAAAGACAAACAAGUCGUUUAUUUGCCCAAAAGCGGAGGCGUUGUCGAAAGAUCGCGUGAAGGACGAACUGAAGCACGUGAUCGACGAAUUCGAGAAUAUUUCUAUGGCACAGUAAAAGCUCCUUUGUAUCCCCAUUCGUUCGACGUGAAAUGGUCUGAGAUGAAAGUCGUCAAAAUUGGCGCUCCAGCGUUGCCUGACAGUUGCAUGCCGCUCGGAAUGAAGGCAGAAGAUAACAUGACGAAGAUCGUGCAAGUUCAACCCGGCACGAAUCUCUUGCAUCACGUGCUGGCUGUGAGUUUUGCCGAAUCAACGGAAGACGAAGUCAUUACGAGUAACGCUGCGGGAUUUAUUUGUGUCACGGAUGUCGAUACGGAUCGUCAAACUUGCACAAUUCUCUCGCCCGAACAACGUCCGUUGCCUAAUACGCUGCUUUUGUUGUCAGAAAUUCAAUUUAUGGACAGUCAUUAAGAUAAAUUUUGACUAAAAUAUGAAGAAAUGUACAAAUUUUAUUAAAAAUUAAAGAAAAA